Molecule: messenger RNA, 9869 nt
Organism: Podarcis lilfordi (Lilford's wall lizard)
Lineage: Eukaryota; Metazoa; Chordata; Lepidosauria; Squamata; Lacertidae
Source: the annotation of a GenBank genome assembly
UGACACAAGUGUUGGAGAGGCAAAGAGGGUCCUUAAUAAGCCACACUUUGACGCUCCUGGCGUCAGAACAAGCUGGCUUUCUGAAGGACAAGAGGCAGCUAAGAGGCCUCUGUGCCUGUGGACAAAUCUCCAGAGAGGGUCUCUUGACUGACAAGUGAUGCCAAGGGCCACUUAGCUGUACUUUAUUUCUUUUGAAAGAACUUGGUGAGAACAGGUAGAGGACACACAGCAAAUCACCUUCGGUGCUUUGGUGCCAGGAACCCUAUAUAAACGGAGUCCUCCUCUCUCGUGCCUGGAAACAACCAGGAUCGGUGGGGACAGCUGAAAGCUAGCCAGAAGACUCGAGAUGGAGAAUAACAGCAAAAGUAGCAAGGAUGUCCUGAUGAUAGAGGCACCCCCGGUGAGUCGUUCUCCACUUGGGACUGAGUUCCUGCUCCUGCAGGUAUGGUGUGGAGUCCAGCCUGGGCAAGGAGGGCUGAACUGGAGAGAGAGGGAUGCCCAGGGAUGGCCCAUAGCAUUUGGAACUGGGGCAAGGUGGUCCUCUGGGAUGUUCUCCUCCCUGCUCUCCACUCCAAGGGGCUUGUGAUGGAGAACGUCCCACUGGACUCUGCCCUAUAGAUUCUGCUCUGCCGGGGGUUGGACUCAAAGGCACUUGGGGUCCUUUCCAUCUCUACAGUUAUAUGAUUCAGUGGGCCAGACUGGGCUGCCUGUCUCCCACUCUGCUGCCAUUCAUGGUGCCCAAAAUCUGCCCCGCGAGAUGGCAGGCCUAACACUAAAACCACCCACACAUUGGAUUAUGAAUGGAUGGAUGGAUGAAUAGGAGCUGUGGUUGCCUCAAAUGGCUUUGUCCUUCUGUGCUUCCCUCUAACUAUACAGUAUAUACAUUUUGGUUCCUAUUUCCUCAGUGCCUCAGUUCUUACUAAGGUGGUAAACCUGUGUCUGCGUGCCCAACUUUCAUGUUAGAUCGUUUUUAUUAAUUUUCCAAUAAAACAUCCAAUUAAUAUAUCAAAUCAUAAUCCAAUAAAAAUAUAAAAACUAUGGGAGGCUGUAAAAUUAAUAAUUAAAAUUUGGAAGAUGUUGACCUUUUUUAAUUGCAUGCCCCACUUUAAGCUGCAGGGUGCGGGAGUGUCACAUGAGGGAACCUUCCUCUAUACAGGAACUCCUGCACAUAGAAAGCUAGCCUGCAAGGGUCAAAGUCUAUCCUUUACUCUAACAGGCUGGGUUUUUUAUGCACAGGGAUUUUUGCUGUAUGGAGGAAUACUCCAUCAUAUGAGCCCCUACCUGUAAUCUGAAGUGGUGCAGUCCAGAGGCAGUGCAGAGUUAAACUAUGGAACUCACUCCCACAGGAAGCAGUGAUGGCCACUGUGAUGUAACAUAUGAGAGUGCUGGAGGUGAAAUAGUUAAACAGGUUACCCAAUCAGAGUCCAGGGGGGUGGAGUCAGAGGGACUAUAAAACCAGCUCUGGGAGGGGCAAAGGGAGGAGUUCGUUGGGAGUUGGGUGGUUGGUUGGAGUGGGAGUGAAUUGGGAUAGAGUCUGGGGGUAGGUUGAGUUAGUGUAGUGAAAUAAGCUGAGUCAGGAAGAGUUAGGGGCUAGGAAGACAAGUAAAUACAGUGGUACCUCAGGUUAAGUACUUAAUUCGUUCCAGAGGUCUGUUCUUAACCUGAAACUGUUCUUAACCUGAAGCACCACUUUAGCUAAUGGGACCUCCUGCUGCUGCCGCUGCUCCGCCGGAGCACGAUUUCUGUUCUCAUCCUGAAGCAAAGUUCUUAACCUGAAGCACUAUUUCUGGAUUAGUGGAGUCUGUAACCUGAAGCGUAUGUAACCCGAGGUACCACUGUAUCUGAGAGGUGGUUUAGUGAGUGAGAGCAGGUAGCGGAAGUUAUAGGUCUGGAUAGGCACCCCAUGAUUGUAAUUGACCGAUACCGUUUAUGAAACCACACGCUUGUUAAACUGCAAUAAAUAAACAGAAGUUUAUGUUCCAACUUAACCCUGACUGGACUCAGUAUUGUACCAGGUAGGGCCUGGGUGGUGGCAGCAAGAAAUAAAGUGGUGGCACAGGGAUCAAUAGACGGUGAAAUGUCCUGUGUGACCCUGUGUGAUCACCACAGAAAACAACAUGGAUGGCUUUGGAAGAGGAUGAGACAAAUUCAUGGAAGAGGAAAAGGCUAUCCAUGGCUACUUGCCAUGAUGGCUAUGCUCUGCCUUCACAGUCAGAGGCAGCAAUGCUUCUGAAUACCAGUGACUGGAAACCACAGGAGGGGAGAGUGUUGGUCUUCUGCUGGAAUCCUGCUUGCUGCUUUCCCACACGCAUCUGGUUGUCCACUGUGAGAAGAGUUUGCUGGAUUAGAUGGGCCAUUGGCCUGAUCCAGUUGGUUCUUUUUAUGUGCUUACGUUUGCUCCUUCCAUGAGAACUUGUAUGUGCCUCUGUCCAAUCAUUCUGUCUGGGUCAAAAUGCACCACAACGUUCUCAUGAGCAUCUUUUCUGGUUCUGCAGGGUUACACGGCCUCCCCCCGGCUCCCCGGACUACCUUGCAAGAAGCUCUUGAUCGUGGUGGUGGUGGUGGUGGUGAUCGUUUUGGUUGUCCUGGCUUUUGGGCUGAUGGGGCUGCGCAUCACGGAGAAGCACACAGAGACAGUAAGUACAGCAUGAUAUAUCACAGAAUUGCGGAGUUGGAUGGGACCUCACGGGUCAUCUAGUCCAACCCCCUGCAAUGCAUGAAUCACAGCUACAGCAUCCAAGACAGAUGGCCACCCAACUUCUGCUUAAAAACCUGAAGUGAAUGAGGUCUGCUGUGGGUCACCUCAAGAAAUGCCACAGCUAGUAAUUCCUCAAAUGCCUGUUGGGGCUAAAGGUGGGUCCUUCACCUGCGAAGGCUGAAGACAACUGGCUUAAACACCUGUGCACUGAACCUUGUUGAGUACUGUGGUUUCCCUAAGCAGAAGCAAAUUCCAAGGGGGAAGACUCCGCUAAACAGCGGGCUAACCUUUAGAGCUCCAGAUCUUGCUGGACUCCCACUUCCACCACCCUUGGCUACUUGUUCCCAGACCUGCUGGGUGAGCAGUCCCACCAUACCUGGAGGGUCAAAGGUUCCCACUCCUCUGUCUUCUUCCCAAAAUGAUGGUAGUUGUUUGUUUUCAUAGUACUGACAACUCUCAAGGCCCGUACACACUUCCACCAGUGUGGUGUAGUGGUUAAGAGCGGUGGACUCGUAAUCUGGUGAACCGGGUUCGCGUCCUCGCUCCUCCACAUGCAGCUUCUGGGUGACCUUGGGCCAGUCACACUUCUCUGAAGUCUCUCAGCCUCACUCACCUCACAGAGUGUUUGUUGUGGGGGAGGAAGGGAAAGGAGAAUGUUAGCCACUUUGAGACUCCUUCGGGUAGUGAUAAAGCGGGAUAUCAAAUCCAAACUCUUCUUCUCUUCUUCCACUUGCAUUGUGCCUGGAAAGCUUGGGUCUCAGUGGUUUUCCACUUGACCCACACUUUCUAGGUAGGGGUCCAAGCAGUCCUCCCCUUGCUCCACUCCUUUCCCAGGGAAAACCCACACUUUAGCUCUAAACUGGAGCAAAUGUCAAUCCGGGAAAAGACGGAAUUCCUGUUUGCUCCGACUGAGGGCUAAGAAGCAGUUCUAGGGAUAAAGCCAAAACCGGGUGGGAUUGCCCAUGUCUUUUUUCCUGGACUCCCAUCCCCUUUCCACCUCCUAUAUUUAUUCAUUUAUAUUUAUGUUAUAUUAUAUUUAUAUUAUAUUCAUUUAUAUUUCCAAAGCAUGUAAAGCUGAAUGUACCCAAGUUAAAUGCUCCAGUUCAUACGUCUCGUUCCCUUUGCUCUUCAACACUCAACAUGGUCUCCUUUUCAAUGUCUAGGUCCUGCAAAUGACCAUCCAAGGCCUGGAUGGGGAGGGCUCCCCACAGCAUCUUUCCAUGAGCAGGAAGGAGAGACUGGCCACCUUCCACGUCAGCAGGGUCAACUCUUCGGCCACCGUGGUGUAUGACUACAGCAACGUAAGAUUUGUUGAAACGGGUUCUUAGUUUCCAAAGGAGUCAUGCAGCUUUGCCCAAGGCCUGCUUGUCCACCUAGCAGGUCCCUUUUAGAACUCAUAACAUCCAUCCUGACAAGGGAGAAGGUCGGUUGCAAGUCCUGGUGGGACUGGCUGGAUCUGCUGGUUUCCUUAAGCACAAAGGACAAAUAAUGUGUCACCUUAAAAGCUAACUUGAUGGGACGUGGGUGGCGCUGUGGGUUAAACCUAGGACUUGCCGAUCAGAAGAUCGGAGGUUCGAAUCCCCGCGACGGGGUGAGCUCCCGUUGCUCGGUCCCUGCUCCUGCCAACCUAGCAGUUCGAAAGCACGUCAAGUGCAAGUAGAUAAAUAGGUAUCACUCCGGUGGGAAGGUAAACGGCGUUUCCGUGCACUGCUCUGGUUCGCCAGAAGCGGCUUAGUCAUGCUAGCCACAUGACCCAGAAGCUGUACGCCAGCUCCCUCGUCCAAUAAUGUGAGAUGAGCGCCGCAACCCCAGAGUCGGUCACGACUGGAACUAAUGGUCAGGGGUCCCUUUACCCUUUACCUUUUAAAAGCUAAUUUGAGACUAUGAAAGUUUAUGUCCCGAACUUCCCCCUGCUGAACUGCGGGGAUUUUCAUCCUUGAAAAGUCCAAAUCAGAAAGAAAAACCCUGCGUAAAAGUGGGAAAGGUCUGGGACAACAUUGGGAUGGGCUGCACAUUUUCUUCUGGUUUGGAUGUGCCCUUGGGGCUUAUCCACGCUUCCUCUUGUGUCGCUGCUUCCCCCGUGGAAAACUGCUCUUCUGCACAAAUGGCAAUUCAGGUUUUCUCUGGAUUGCUGUUUCUUCUGAUUGAUCGCAGGUUUUCCUUUGGAAAGGAGCAGGGCAAGGGGGAAGCCUCUGUGAUGCAUGCCUAGAACAUGCAAAUCAAGCAAAAAACUGCUCAGACUCAUGCUGUCUAGGCAUGGCACAAGGGGAAGUGUAGCUGAGCCCAGUAGUGGAUUAGGACCAGAAGAGAAUUGAGAGCAGGGCAGGGCAGGUUAAUCCCAAGAGAAAAGCCCUCCCUCUCCCUUCAAAAAGUCUGAAGCAUCAUAUCAAAGCCACACAUGCUUCUUAUUGACAGGAUAGAAGUUUAUAAAAUUUUGCCUGGCAUGGAAAAAGCGAAUGGAGAAAAGUUUCCCCUCCCUCUCUCCUAACACUAGAACUCCUGGGCAUCGACUGAAGCUCAGCCUUGGAAGCAUCAGGACAGAAAAAAGAAAGCACUGCUUCAUGCGCCACAUAGUUAAACUGUGGAACUCACUGCCACAAGAGGCAGUGAGGGCCACCAACUUGGAUGGGCUUUUAAAAGAGGAUUAGACAAAUACAUGGAGGAGAGGUGGCUACUAGUCUUGGUGACUAUGCUCUGCAUCCUUCUGAAUAGCAGCUGCUUGGAGGGGAGAGUGUUUUUGUGCUCAGAUCCUGCUUCUGGGUUUCCCAUUAUGGACAUCUGGUCGGCCGCCAUGAGAACAGAGUGCUGGACUAGAUGGGUCAUUGGCCUGAUCCAGCAGCCUCUUCUGAUGUUUUUAUAUGUUCUUAUUUAUUUGGUAAGGGGACGCGGGUGGCGCUGUGGGUUAAACUACAGAGCCUAGGGCUUGUCGAUCAGAAGGUCGGAGGUUCGAAUCCCCACGACAGGGUGAGCUCCCGUUCCUCAGUCCCUGCUCCUGCCAACCUAGCAGUUCAAAAGCACGUCAAAGUGCAAGUAGAUAAAUAGGUACCGCUCCAGCGGGAAGGUAAACGGCGUUUCUGUGCGCUGCUCUGGUUCGCCAGAAGCGGCUUAGUCAUGCUGGCCACAUGACCCAGAAGCUGUCUGCAGACAAACGCCGGCUCCCUCGGCCAAUAAAGCGAGAUGAGUGCUGCAACCCCAGAGUCAGUCACAACUGGACCUAAUGGUCAGGGGUCCCUUUACCUUUACCUAUUUAUUUGGUGGGUGGAGGAAGAAUAAAAGGUGUCGUCAAAAGGGCUCAUUCUGCUCUGAAAACCAAAACCCUUGGCAUUUGAGUCAACCAUAGUCUUAGCUUACCUGGUGUGUGUGAACAGGAGAUGCAGCAGAGGAAGGCACAGGGAGAGAAGCUUUGGGGGGGGGCAUGGGGUCUGGGAUAUGAGGUAGAGCCCUGAGAAAGUGGGGCUGCCCUUGCACAUAUACCUUGUUGAGAUCCAAACUAUGUACAGUAUACCCACAAUAAAAUACUUCCUGCAGUACAGGAACCACAGCUAAAUUGACAGCCUUUGCCUUUGAACAGCUCCUGAUUGGCUACAGAUCUUGGCCGGGACAGUCCUGCUACAUCACCAGAAUGAAGAAGGAAAACAUUCAGAGCCUGGAUGCUGCUGUCAAGGUGUUCCAGAACAUCCAGGUUAGAAUAAUUGCCCUAACUCUACAUUCAGAGUUUCCAAGGCAUGGAAAGAGCAAAUCAUGUGGGAAGAUUGCUUCUGGACUGUACCACUUCACACAUUGCAGGUGGCUGAAUGUCCCACCAUUCUCUAAAACAACCACAAACCCAGUCCUGGGACACAUAACACCCUGGCCUGCAGUAAUGCAAGGACAUUGCGAUUUGCUGUUUGGGCUGUUUGGGGUAGCAGUUAUCUUUUGAGAGUGGCUAGACGGGGAUCCCUGUCCUUAAGGCUGGCUGCCACUGGUUUGCAGACAGGACAUGAGGGCAGAAUGAAAACAGACCAGUGCUUUCUCAUGUCCCAUUUCUCCAUUCGGGAAAACUGCUCUUUAGUGCUCAAUCAGAACAAAUGGCAAUUCCGUUUUUCCAUAGGUUGCCAUUUGUUCUGCUCUAUCACAGGUUUUUCCCCAGAAAGGAGUGGGCCAAGGGGAAAACCACUUGGACCCGUGCUUUCUAGGCACACAGGACAGGUGGAUGUGUGAACAAGUCCCAAGAGCUGAAGGGAAUCCAUCCACACCCACCUGCUGAUUGUCGGAACGUCUUUAAAGCCGCUUAGAAAACUAUGCAGAACCUUUCCCAGAGGGAUUUGGAGGGACUGUGUGAAGCGGUCAGGCUGUGUCAAAGUUUGCAGGGCAAUUUUAUAUUUCAGAGAAACAUAAUAAUAAUAAUAAUAAUAAUAAUAAUUAUUUUUAUUUCUACCCCGCCCUCCCCAGCCAAGGCCGGGCUCAGGGCGGCUUACAAGCAAUAAUAAAAAACAAGUUGAAUGAUUACAACUUAAAAACAAAAUUAAAACACAACAUUAAAAUAUUAAAAAGUAGCCUCAUCGCAGGAGGAGAAGGAAAGGAAAAAGAAAGAGAGGGAGGGAGGGAAUCAAAUUGGCUCCAAGCCAAAGGCCAGGUGGAACAAUUCUGUCUUACAGGCCCUGCGGAAAGAAAUCAGAUCCUGCAGGGCCCUGGUCUCAUGAGACAAAGCGUUCCACCAGGCUGGAGCCAGAGUUGAAAAGGCCCUGGCUAUGGUUGAAGCCAAUCUAACUUCCUUGGGGCCCAGGACCUCUAGGGUGUUGCUAUUUAUGGACCAUAAGGUCCUCCAUGGGACAUACCGGGAGAGGCGGUCCAGUAGGUACGAGGGUCCAAGGCCGUGAAGGGCUUUAAAGGUCAAAACCGUGAAGGGCUUUAAAGGUCAAAACCAGCACCUUAAAUCUGACCCUGUACUCCACUGGGAGCCAGUGCAGCUGGAAAAGCACUGGGUGAAUAUGCUCCCAUGGCAGAGACCCUGUGAGGAGCCUCACUGCAGCAUUCUGCACCCGCUGGAGUUUCUGGGACAGCUUCAAGGGCAGCCCCGCGUAGAGCGAAUUACAGUAGUCAAGCCUGGAGGUGCCCGUCGCGUGGAUCACUGUAUUGUAAACAUACAAUUAUAGAAUUGGAUGGGGUUCCUCAGGGUCGUACCAUUAACAAAGAGAUCUGUUUUUGCAGCCCAAGCCUCCGGCGUCAUCCCUCAAAGAGAAUGAGGAGGGAACAGACGUGCCACUGGCUGACCGUUCUAUCCUGGGUACCACCAUCAACAUCCUCUGUAGCAGUGUCCCCAUCUACUGGGCUUAGAGAAGGAGAGAUGGGUGAGAGAAGUGAAGACCAAAGACCCAACAGAACAUGCACACCAGCAACGAAAGUCAAACUUCCUGCAACAGGGAUGCUGUGCAAGAGAGAUCCCUGAAAUGGCCCUGUGGGAGCCCUCAGCCUUUAUGUAGAGAUCAUAGAAUUGCAGAAUUGGAAGGGACCCAAAGUCUCAUGGAGUCCAACCCCCUGAAAUGCAGGAAUCACAACAGAUAGAUAGAUGGAUAGAUAGAUAGAUAGAUAGAUAGAUAGAUAGAUAGAUAGAACUGCAAACAACACCCCUUUGCUAAUCUCUUGGCCUCAGGGGAUAAAGUCCAUUCUUGGUCAAUUGCCACGACUUCAUCAGAAUAGAGAGCCACAUGCAGCAAAUACAUGGAUUGAAGCAUUGCUAGACUAAGCCGUUUCAUGGGAAGGGGAGCCAUUCCUCAAAGGCAGAGCCCAUGCAGAAAGUCCCAUGUUCAAGCCCUGGUAUCUCCAAGGUGAAAGGCUCUUGCCUGAAAUCUUGGAGUCGAGGAAUCAGAUGGUGGAGAACGUGCUGAGCUAGCUGGACCCAUCUGGGCUCAGACUACAGAUAGAAGCUGGAGUGCAUGUUCUCAUAUCUGCACACACUUCUGGCAUGGUAUUUCAUAAUUGUUUUAUUUCACAAAAUUUGUACUCAGCUUGAUCGUAAAAAAAAGCAACAACCUCAAAGCAGUUUACAAAAAAAGAUAAAACCAAAAAAUUACCAAUUAGACACAUUAACAACAAUAAUUUAAGACCUACAAAAGUAGGGUUGCCAUAUAUCCGGACUUUCGCAGACAUACAUGGAAUACCACAGUCAGAAGCAGUGUCCGGGUGGAAAUUGGGCAAAAAACAAAAGUCUGCGAAAAUCCAGACGUAUGGCAACCAUAUCAGCAGUGUCAUUUUUGCCUAUUUUCCUUAAAAAUUGCUGGAAAACGUACUUUUGGGCAAGAACUUUGGGCAAAAAACCCCAAACCAAAACAAACCAUCUCAACAACAUUGCCGGGGGGGGGGGGGAACUCAACAACUUUUGUGUCCAGCUUUUCACUUUUUGAAAUAUGGCAACCCCACGAAAAGUUAAAAUAACAACAGGCUAAAAAACAGAUUAAAACUCAUAUCAACCUUCUAAAUAUCUGAGUUAGGCUGGCCUAAAACUUAAAUAUUUUUAAUAGGUGCUGAAAAGAGAACAGUGAAUGUGUGCUCCUGGUAUCAAUAGGCAGGGAGUUCCAAAGUACUAAAAGACAGAGUUCAUACAAAUGUGGCACCUGUAGCAGUGCCACUUCUGCCAAUCAAAGUGGUCCAGCGGGCAAGGCAAUCUUGCCGGUAAUAACUCUCUCCAUGCCAGCUUAGUAUGUGCAGGAUGCUAGUCCAACAUGUACAGAGAGAGAGAGAGAGUUUGCUUUCAGAUGGGGAUGAGACAGGACAUCCAGACAUUUAAUCCACUAGCUGCAAUUUGAGGGAAAGCACUUAGCCCAGCCAUGUUAUCAUCAUGUAUCCUGGCCCUAAGCAGAUGGGAAUUCAAGACAAGGCAAGGAAACAGAUUUUAUGUCCUAAACUUUUUUUUUGAAAAAUCUAUUGUUAUAAGAAUAAUUCUGCUUGAACAUCUCUAGCUGCUGAUAUCAACCAUGCACAUCUUUUUAUUGUAUGCUUUGUACUGGUCGUCUGCUGGUUAUGUUCCCUUUUUCUUAACGCUGCUUGUCAAAUCUAUAAUCAUCAAUAAAGUGCAGGAAGGCAAAAUUUGAGCUGUUGGGGGGGUGUCUUAAUAAUGCCAGAAAAGAUCUGGCCUUGAGUUUGCUAUGAGUUUGCUGGAAGAUCCAGUACAUAUAAAAAUAAGUAUUUCUUU